UAUUAUGUGUACAUGGGCGGCUGGGUUCUCCUUGGACUCCUCGGGUCGGUGGUUCAAUUCCAAAGCACGGCCCUCGACGUGGACCACCACGCGCCGACGACGACGGACGACGACGUGGAUCUGGAGAAGGAGCAUGCGUCCGACGACUCGUCCGUCGCCUACUGGCGCCACUAGCUCCCCAGCGUCGAUCGACAGACGUAUUGUACAUACCUC
Molecule: messenger RNA, 213 nt
Organism: Saprolegnia parasitica CBS 223.65
Lineage: Eukaryota; Oomycota; Saprolegniomycetes; Saprolegniales; Saprolegniaceae
Exons: 1
Coding region: 13-174 (53 amino acids)
Source: RefSeq, a predicted model, not a curated record